Molecule: messenger RNA, 2231 nt
Organism: Erigeron canadensis
Lineage: Eukaryota; Viridiplantae; Streptophyta; Magnoliopsida; Asterales; Asteraceae
Product: CRS2-associated factor 1, chloroplastic
Exons: 5
Coding region: 30-1976 (648 amino acids)
Biological process (GO): Group II intron splicing
Molecular function (GO): RNA binding
Source: RefSeq, a predicted model, not a curated record
AACAAGUACUCAACCUAAAAGCCCACAAAAUGUCUCUAACCCUAAAAACCACAAUCCAAUUCCCAAUUUUUACACUACCACUACCACCAUCACACCACCACCGUCCGGCCACCGUAAUCCGCUUCUCUCGGUGGCACAACCCACGCCAUGACCAACAAAACUCACCCACACAAAAACAAACAGAAGACCAAUUACGUUUCAACAAACGCUUCCAAUCCGCCAACAACAUCACCACCACAACCAAUCUCCGACCACCCACUAACACCACCGUUCCACCGCCGUAUAAGUCCACCGGAACGCCGUCGUCGCCUUCCCGGCCAUCAAUUCCUGGUAAAAAGUCUAAAUACUCAAAACCCAUAAAAAAUAAUAAUCAAAAUCAUCCUGCAUUUAAAAGAAUUGUUAAAAUUAGAAAAAUCCCAGAUGAAAUAAUUCAAGAAAAUGAUGAAAAUUUAGUGAAAGUAUCAGAAACUGGACUAAGUUAUGUUAUACCUGAAGCCCCUUUUGAAUUUCAAUAUAGUUAUACAGAAACACCAAAGAUUAAACCUUUAAGACUUAGGGAACCCGCGAUAGCUCCGUUUGGGCCCGGUACAAUGCCGAGGCCUUGGACGGGGAAAAAACCGUUGCCACCGAGUAAAAAGAAGUUAGAUUUUGAUUCAUUUGUGUUGCCUCCACCACAUAAGAAAGGGGUUAAGCCAGUGCAAGCUCCUGGCCCAUUUUUGCCUGGGUCGGGUCCGAAAUAUGUUAAGACUAGAGAAGAAGUGUUGGGUGAGCCGUUGUCGAAAGAAGAAGUUGAUGCUCUUAUUAAAGGGUGUUUGAAAUCACAAAGGCAGUUGAAUAUGGGUAGAGAUGGUUUGACACACAAUAUGUUGGACAAUAUUCAUGCUCACUGGAAACGAAGAAGGGUCUGCAAAAUAAAAUGUAAAGGCGUGUGCACUGUUGACAUGGACAACGUACGCCAACAACUAGAGGAGAAGACAGGAGGGAAGAUAAUAUAUAGCAAAGGUGGAGUUGUGUAUCUUUUCCGAGGUAGAAAUUAUAAUUACAAAACUCGUCCCAUGUUUCCACUUAUGUUAUGGAAGCCAAUUACACCGGUGUAUCCACGGCUCAUCCAACGGGUUCCAGAGGGGCUAACAUUGGAAGAAGCAAGUGAAAUGCGCAAGAAAGGGCGGCAAUUGAUCCCAAUAUGCAAGCUUGGGAAAAAUGGUGUUUACUGUGACCUUGCUAAUAAUGUAAGAGAGGCAUUUGAAACAUGUGAGUUAGUGCGAGUUAAUUGUGAAGGCAUGAAUGGGAGUGACUAUCGCAGAAUUGGUGCAAAACUAAAGGAUCUGGUCCCUUGUGUGCUGGUUUCAUUUGAGCUCGAACACAUACUUAUGUGGAGAGGGCGAGAUUGGAAAUCAAUGUUCGUCGACGGAAACGCGCCCCAUGAAACAACUAAUCCUGAUACUGUCGAUGCAGAUUUAGUUGUAUCUUCUCCAGAAUCAUCGUCAGAAUAUUCAACAGAAGACGAGCUUGAGGAAAAUGAUAUUAUACUUUCGACCCUUGGGGACAUUGAUGACAACAAUAGUGUGACGCCUGAUGAUAGUGAAGACACUACUUCAGAAAAGAGAAGUAAUCAAGAUUGUUUAGUGGGAGUGAUGUCACUUUUAAGGGAAGCAGUACAAGAUGGAAUUGCGGUGGUUCUUGAAGAUUCUUCUAUGGAUGCUGACAUGGCGUAUGCAAAGGCGGUUGCUUUUGCACAGCAUGCUGUACCUGGGCCAACUUUUAGGCUAUAUCGACCCAAAAAGGUGGCAGUGUCAACAACAGAAAAGCAAGAAGGUGAAGAAACAGUGGGGAAGGAGGUAGUAACAGCUUCUGAGCGUAAACAAGGUGAGAAAAGAAAUCCUAGAACCCGAAAGAAGGAUUUUAAGGGAAAUUACCUCGACAUAGUUCCACAAGCAACUCUAAGAGUUGAUGAACUAGCCAAGCUUCUAGGUUAAACUUAGGCGUAGCCUUCUGUAUCAUACACUUGCUAUAGGGCAUGUAAAAUACACAUUUGGUGUGUUGUUGGUGUAAUUAUUAUAGUGUAUGAUUUGUUAUAUGAGCGAUUAGCGAUAGUCUUAUGAUGAGGUGUAGAUGUUUAAUGGUUGGGAACCAUAGCGAACCCGAAGCCAUGAUUUCAGAUAUCGGGUGGUGUAUGCUCUGUGAAUGUGCAUUUUAAAAGAAAUGACUAAUUGAGUAUAGUUCAAGUGGUA